UUGCGUUAUUCACUUGUUGGAUGGAUGGGUACACGACGAUAACAGUAUUUAAAGAGUGGUACAGCUCCGCGUACACACGAUGGUAUACACCCAGGCACUGGUUUUCGGGAACGGAAUUACCGUUUUCUCCGAAGAGGACAGAAUAGUGGAGUUUAUGAGGAAGUUCCUCCUCCAAAUUACUUCAGGUAAUAAGAAAAGUAUACCCGACCGGAGUUUAGAGAACAGCUGUGAAUUCAUCGAAGAUAUCAAGUCCUCAAGUGUUGAGUGGCUCGAUUCGCGUUCGAAUAUGGAGGACUGCGUCGAGGAAGCGCUUCAGUUGGAGCUGGCCAAACAGAUCGAGCUGUGCCUGGCGAACGCCAAGACGAGCCGCCUGCAGUGCCAGGAGCUGCUCCUGCCGCGGCGACUCACCGGCCGCGUCGCGCGGGACAUCAUGGUCUCCUCGGCCGACGAGCCGUGCGGGCUCCGCGGGGCGAUCGUUCAGGUGCUCCUGGAGACGAAAGGAACCUUGGAGCCGCUGGGUAGCAUCGCGCCCGACCGCAGCGUCACGCCCACCUUCGAACUGACCGUGGUGUUCAAGUCCGAUCCCGACAGCUGGGCCGCUCUGAAGAGCCUGUUUGCGGCCGACAAGGUCCUCAAAAUCCGCCCUGGCUACAGGCUGGUCAAGAGGAAACUGUAUUCGUCCGCUAGCCCGGUCAUACACGACUUUGACUGAGAAAGCGCUAUAACUGUGUACCAUACAGUUACCCGCAAUGACAACCAACACUGGCUAAUUCAUAAAGUACACUGCACUUUGAAAGAACGUUCCAGAAAUUCGAUAUGUGGCUGUAUUCCUCUGACGGUUUAUUAUUACGGAGUGCUUUGUUGGAUAGGGGAUUGGAAAGAAUAAGGAGAUGCAGACUGUACAUAAGUGUGACUACACGUAGGCUACUGUACACUGUGUCCAUGUGGGAGACGCUAAUGCGGGGAAAGUGUAAUCUGUGUGUCACUGAAUGUUAAUGGAAUUAUGUAUUAUCAGAUAAGGGAGGGAGGUGACGGUCAGGUGCUAGCGCUAUCGUACGGUCUUGUUUUUUUGUUGUUUUUUUUAAUGACAUGACCGGCGGGUGCAGUCACCUGACGCAGGUAAACUCCUCCCUGUCCCAUCGGCCGGGAUUCGGCCUGUGGUGACUCACUGUGCCAGGUACGUUCAGCGACGGGCGAUUGUGCAAUGGGGAUUGUGACCUUCAUAACUGGCACGACUCUGGUCACAAGCUGCCGUGUGUGUGUGUGUGUGUGUGUGUGUGUGUGUGUGUGUGUGUGUGUGUGUGUGCGCGUGUGCGCGCGCUCGUUUGUGUGUUUUAUACAGCACGCGUUUUCUUCUUUAGUAUGAAACCCACAGUUCAGCGCACUGUGGUAACUGCACUAAUGCACCACGGACUGGGAGAAUUUAGUUUUUCAUUUAGUUUUGCUGGCCUGCCAGCCAGUGGUCGACAUUCCAUGGGUUCUCAAACACAGCAGGCUCCAGACGACAGUUUUCCUUUCAUAAAACAGAAUUGUGUCCAGUGCUCAGUUGCGUCUGAAAGCAGAACCGAGAUUAAGACUUCGUAGUAAAUCAGAACCUUCCUCUUGACUGAAUGCGUGGGGUCUUACUGUUGCUUUAUCCAAAUGAUGAUAUGAAAUAAGGUUUACACUAAAUGCACUCGGAAAAUGUAAAAAACAAAAAAAAACAAAAAGGAAUGUUUGAGGGAGGGAUGAGGUGUACUGUUGAGGUGUACUGUUAACUUCUGCACUGCAAUGAAAAGGAGCAAAAUAUGUGUACAUGUGAUGUCAUAACUUGUUUCGCCAUGGAAACCUCAGCUCAGAGAGACUGCCUGGCAGGCGAACUGGUCUUGCCUCGUGACAGACUUUCAUGAUGUUUUUUGUAUUGUCAUGCGUCAGUAUUCUGCUGUAUUGUGAGAAAAAUAAAUUAUUUCGUACGCA
Messenger RNA from Conger conger (European conger), 1956 nucleotides. RefSeq names its product DNA damage-inducible transcript 4-like protein-like. Gene Ontology annotation, biological process: negative regulation of signal transduction. Bases 80 to 712 code for a protein of 210 amino acids. The record is from RefSeq and is a predicted model, not a curated record. NCBI's taxonomy places the organism in Eukaryota, Metazoa, Chordata, Actinopteri, Anguilliformes, Congridae. Gene Ontology annotation, cellular component: cytoplasm. The transcript is spliced from 2 exons.